Molecule: messenger RNA, 1941 nt
Organism: Lonchura striata (white-rumped munia)
Lineage: Eukaryota; Metazoa; Chordata; Aves; Passeriformes; Estrildidae
Source: RefSeq, a predicted model, not a curated record
GUGAUGAAGGCGCUCUGGAAGCACCAGUUCGCCUGGCCCUGCCGCCAGCCCGUGGACGCCGUUAAGCUCGGCUUGCCCGAUUAUCACAAGAUCAUCAAGCAGCCCAUGGACAUGGGCACCAUCAAGCGGCGCCUGGAGAACAAUUACUACUGGGGGGCGGCCGAGUGCAUGCAGGACUUCAACACCAUGUUCACCAACUGCUACAUCUACAACAAGCCCACGGAUGACAUCGUGCUGAUGGCGCAGACGCUGGAGAAGGUUUCCCCCAUUUUCCCAGGAAUUUUCGUGAUCCCAAGGGAUUUUCCCUGUUUUCCAGCUCUCCUGGCGGGUCUGACCGGCGCCGCCCAGCAGAAAAAGGGCGUGAAGCGGAAAGCCGACACCACCACUCCCACCACCACGGCCAUCAUCGCCACCACCGCCGCCGCCGCCGCCGCCGCCGCCGGCGAAUCCUCGCCGCCCGGCGCCGAAAACGCCAAAUCCGCCAAAAUCCCGGCGCGGCGCGAGAGCGGCCGUCCCAUCAAACCGCCCCGGAAGGACCUGCCCGAUUCCCAGCAGCACCAAACGUCCAAGAAAGGGAAACUCUCGGAGCAGCUCAAGUACUGCAACGGGAUCCUCAAGGAGCUGCUCUCCAAGAAGCACGCCGCCUACGCCUGGCCCUUCUACAAACCCGUCGACGCCUCGGCGCUGGGGCUCCACGACUACCACGAGAUCAUCAAGCACCCCAUGGACCUCAGCACCAUCAAGCGGAAGAUGGAGGUUCGGGAGUUCCGGGACGCGCAGGAGUUCGCGGCCGACGUCCGGCUGAUGUUCUCCAACUGCUACAAGUACAACCCGCCCGACCACGACGUGGUGGCCAUGGCCCGCAAGCUGCAGGACGUGUUUGAGUUCAGCUACGCCAAGAUGCCGGACGAGCCGCAGGAUCCCGGCGCCGCGUCGGCGCCGCUGCCGGCGGCCAAAUCCUCGUCCGAGGAAUCGUCCAGCGAGGAGGAGGAGGAGGAGGAGGAGGAGGAAGAGGAGGAAGAGGAGGAAGAGGAGGAUGAGGAGGAGGAGGAGGAGAGUUCCACGGAAACGAGCUCCGAGAGCGACGAGAGCUCCGACUCCGAGGAGGAGAGAGCGAACCGGCUGGCCGAGCUGCAGGAGCAGCUGCGGGCGGUGCACGAGCAGCUGGCGGCGCUCUCGCAGGGCCCCGUGGCCAAGCCCAGGAAGAGGCGGGAGAAGCGGAAGAAGAAAAAGUCGGAAAAGCACAAAGGGAGAACGGGACCCGACGAGGAGCGGCCACGGCCGGGGCAGCUGCGCAGGGCCCGCAGGAACGGGGCUGGAACGGGCUCCAGGAAAUCCUCCAAAACCUCCAAGAAAUGCUCCAAGCCGCCUCUCCCCUUGGCGCCCUCGUCGCUGCUGGACUCGGAGGAGGAGGAGGAGCCGCGGCCGAUGUCGUACGACGAGAAGCGGCAGCUGAGCCUGGACAUCAACAAACUCCCCGGAGAAAAGUUGGGACGCGUCGUUCACAUCAUCCAGGCGCGGGAACCGUCCCUGCGCGACUCCAACCCCGAGGAGAUCGAGAUCGACUUCGAGACGCUCAAAGCGUCCACGCUGCGCGAGCUGGAGCGCUACGUGCUCUCGUGCCUCAGGAAGAAACCCCGCAAGCCCUACAGCGAGACCCUGAAGAAGCCGGUGGGGAAGACGAAAGAGGAGCUGGCGCUGGAGAAAAAACGGGAAUUGGAGAAGCGGCUCCAGGACGUCAGCGGGCAGCUCAACUCGGCCAAAAAACCCCCAAAAAAGGCCAACGAGAAGCCGGAGUCGGCGGCGGCGGCGGCGUCGCGGCUCAGCGCCUCCAGCUCCAGCUCCGACUCUUCCUCCUCCUCCUCCUCCUCCUCCUCCUCCGACACCAGCGACUCCGACUCCACCUGAAUUCCCGGAAAAAAUUCCCGGAAAAACCCCGCG